This is a messenger RNA of Colius striatus (speckled mousebird), 4364 nucleotides long. RefSeq names its product exocyst complex component 6B (gene EXOC6B). Bases 107 to 2542 code for a protein of 811 amino acids. Gene Ontology annotation, cellular component: membrane; exocyst. The transcript has 22 exons. The record is from RefSeq and is a predicted model, not a curated record. NCBI's taxonomy places the organism in Eukaryota, Metazoa, Chordata, Aves, Coliiformes, Coliidae. Gene Ontology annotation, biological process: exocytosis; intracellular protein transport; Golgi to plasma membrane transport.
GCCGCGCGGAGCGGAGCGGGGCGGGCGGCCCCGGCGCUAGUGCUUGCCCGGGGCGGUGGAGCGCCGGGCCGUAAGCCGGGCAGGGCAGGUGGGUCGGUUCAGCCCCAUGGAGCGGGGGAAGAUGGCGGAGCUGGAGAGCCUGGAGACGGCGGCGGAGCACGAGCGGAUCCUGCGGGAGAUCGAGAGCACGGACACGGCCUGCAUCGGCCCCACGCUCAGGUCUGUGUAUGAUGGAGAAGAGCAUGGUCGCUUCAUGGAGAAACUGGAGGCACGAAUCAGAAACCACGACCGUGAGAUUGAGAAGAUGUGCAAUUUCCAUUACCAGGGCUUUGUGGAUUCCAUCACAGAGCUGCUGAAAGUUAGAGGAGAAGCUCAAAAACUGAAGAAUCAAGUGACAGACACCAACCGGAAGCUGCAGAAUGAAGGAAGAGAACUGAUAAUAGCAAUGGAAGAGCUGAAGCAAUGUCGAUUACAACAGAGGAACAUUUCGGCGACGGUUGAUAAGCUCACGCUGUGUCUGCCCGUGCUGGAGAUGUACAGCAAACUGCGAGAACAAAUGAAAUCUAAAAGACACUAUCCUGCCCUGAAGACCCUGGAACACCUUGAGCACACCUACCUGCCCCAAGUGAGCCACUACCGCUUCUGCAAGAUCAUGGUGGAUAAUAUCCCAAAGCUGCGUGAGGAGAUCAAAGAAGUUUCCAUGUCAGACCUCAAGGAUUUCCUGGAGAGCAUCCGCAAGCACUCCGACAAGAUUGGAGAGACGGCCAUGAAGCAGGCACAGCAGCAGAGAAACCUGGACAGUAUUGUGUCACAGCAUCCCAGGAUAAGUGGGGGGAAGAAGUCCAAGAAAGAAGUCUGCGCAAGCUCAGAUCUGGAGGUAAAAAACACUAGCCCCAUGUCUGAGCAAGAUUCGGGUAUCCUGGAUGUUGAAGAUGAGGAUGAGGAUGAAGAGGUGCCUGGGGCCCAGGACCUGGUGGAUUUCUCACCUGUGUACCGUUGCCUGCACAUAUACUCUGUCCUGGGUGCUCGAGAAACCUUUGAGAACUACUAUAGGAAGCAGAGGAGAAAACAAGCCAGAUUGGUCCUGCAGCCUCCUUCAAACAUGCACGAAACUUUAGAUGGCUACAGGAAGUAUUUUAAUCAAAUUGUAGGGUUUUUUGUAGUCGAAGAUCACAUCUUGCAUACAACACAGGGCUUGGUAAAUAGAGCCUAUAUUGAUGAGCUGUGGGAGAUGGCGUUAUCAAAAACGAUUGCAGCACUAAGAACACAUUCAUCCUACUGCUCAGACCCCAGCCUGGUGUUGGACCUGAAAAACCUCAUUGUCCUCUUUGCAGACACACUCCAGGGAUAUGGCUUCCCAGUCAACCAGCUCUUUGACAUGCUGUUGGAGAUCCAGGACCAGUACAGUGAAACCCUGCUGAAGAAAUGGUCAGGAGUUUUCAGGAAUAUACUGGAUUCAGACAACUACAGUCCCAUUCCAGUGACAAAUGAGGAAGUUUAUAAGAAAAUAGUUGGACAGUUCCCAUUCCACGAUGCAGAACUCGAGAAGCAACCCUUCCCAAAGAAGUUCCCCUUUUCUGAGUUUGUGCCUAAAGUUUACAACCAGAUCAAGGAAUUCAUCUACGCCUGUCUGAAGUUUUCAGAAGACCUUCAUCUCAGCUCCACUGAAGUGGAUGAUAUGAUCAGAAAAUCUACGAACCUGCUGCUGACCCGAACGCUGAGCAACUGUUUACAGAAUGUCAUCAAGAGGAAAAAUGUUGGGCUGACUGAGCUUGUACAGAUUAUUAUAAACACAACCCAUUUGGAGAAAUCCUGCAAGUUCCUGGAGGAAUUCAUAACCAAUAUCACUAAUGUACUUCCAGAAACUGUCCACACUACAAAACUCUACGGGACCACAACCUUCAAGGACGCCCGCCACGCUGCCGAGGAGGAGAUUUACACUAACCUGAACCAGAAGAUAGACCAGUUCUUGCAGCUGGCAGACUACGACUGGAUGGCCAUGGAGCCCAGCAGCAAAGCCAGCGACUACCUUGUAGAUCUCAUUGGCUUCCUCCGCAGCACCUUCGCCGUGUUCACACACCUCCCGGGGAAGGUGGCACAGACAGCUUGCAUGUCAGCCUGCAAACACCUCUCCACCUCACUGAUGCAGCUGCUGCUGGAAGCUGAAGUGCGGCAGCUGACUCUGGGCGCUUUGCAGCAGUUCAACCUGGAUGUGGAGGAGUGUGAACAGUUUGCCAGAUCCGGCCCAGUGCCUGGGUUCCAAGGGGACACGCUGCAGUUGGCCUUCAUCGACUUGAGACAACUCUUAGAUCUGUUCAUCCAGUGGGACUGGUCAACGUACUUGGCUGACUACGGGCAACCCACGUGCAAGUACCUUCGUGUGAACCCGACCACAGCCCUCGUCCUCCUGGAAAAGAUGAGGGACACGAGCAGGAAAAACAACGUUUUUGCCCAGUUUCGGAAAAACGAGAGGGACAAGCAGAAGCUGAUCGACACCGUGGCCAAGCAGCUCCGCAGCCUGAUCAACAGCCAUCACUCGUGAGGGGACCCUGCCGCCCACGCCGCUCCCUGCACCGUAACCUUCCACAUGCCUGGACUUGGGAUUCUUGUUCAAAGAGAAUAUAUAUAUGUAUUUUUUUAUUCACCUGUAUAGUAUUCAUGAAACCCACCCCCAUGACAAAGCGUUCCUCGUUAAGCAAGCCCCGGGAAGAGAGGCAGCGCGUCUUGUGAAGGUGCUGUCGGGAGCGUCCUCUUAUAAACUCCUAUUUUCAGGGGUUUAUAAAGUGAUGGUGAAUCCUGAAGCCUGAGAGAGAAGUUCACACCCAGGCUAUUUGCUUUUUUUUCCCUGUUUUUUUUCUUGAUAAGCCAAAUGGAAAGGAUCAGUCUGACUUCCUUUUAACUUACCCAGUUGCAGAACAAAUGGCAGCAAACCGUAUAGGGAGGAGUCGUGCUUUUCGGUUUCGUCCCUGGUAAGAGGAGCAAACAUUUGGAAAGAGGGUCACUCAUUAGCUUGUCUUAGCAGCUUUGUUUACUAGAUUUAGGUAGGAAAAGAGGCAAACUGGCUUCCCAGCUUUUCUCCUCUCUUUCCUAGAAGGGAUGGUUUCCACCUGAGGCUGCGGCUCGCUGGUGCUGCAUCUCUUUCCUGCACGUCUGUCAUCAGUGUGGUCGUCCCUGAGCUCCACCUCUGGGACCUGCCUGUGUCUUUUGGAGCUGCACUGAAUGUAGAAGGGCUUUGAGAGCUGCCUCAUUAAUUAGAUUUGGAAAGGGAGAGAUGGAAGGUAAUGUGGUAGGAGUGUGUGGCAGCGCUGGUCUGAUGCUGGGAUGCUGCUGCUCACAUCCAGCACAGUCAUGUAGCAGGAGAGGAGGGGUGCUCAGUGGGGAUGGUGUCCAAGUCUUUUUCCUCUCUUUUCACCUCUUUUGCAUGCUGAUAGCCCACCUUCUCUCUCCUCCUGACACUGUGCAAUAGGGUAAAUUCCCUCUGCCUCCUGCAAGCGCUCUGGCUUGUGCCGUGCAAGGAGCAGCCCCACUGGUCAGGAGGAUGAGACAGAACUUCCUGGAGGUUCUUUCCUCACAGAGCAGCAUCUCUCAGCUCUCCCCAGCUCAGAAGUGCCUACAGACAAAAUUCCCCAGUGCCCUCGAGGUGCCCAGACAGCCCUGGCUCAAAUCAAGAGAGCCUUUGAGGAGGUUUAUAAUGCUACCAACAGGACUUUAAUCCCAGGGUUCAGGUUACAGAGAAAGGGGACUUUUGCCCUUAUCUUCUCAUUACCCUUUUGACUCUUAUUACCGCAGGUGAAAGCUUAUCCAGCCAGUUUCCCCACCUCCCAAACCCUAAUGUUAAAGGGAACUAAAAUCUUUCUGGUGGCUGCUACAGCCCUGGCAGUGCUGCUUCAGCAGGGACACGAGCCCUGCCUGUUUCCUGCCCUUGUUUGAAGGCGGUGGGUGCUCAGCCCUCCAGCUGCUGCUGGAAGCAGAAGGCUGCUUGGCUGACCCAUGGAGUAAGUCUCUUUCUCCAUCCCCUCCCUCUGCACAGACUCCCAGAGCUCUGGAGGGGCAGGACUUGUCUGAACAUCACCACACAGCACUUGCAGAAGGCCAGCAGCAUUUUCUGGCCACGUGCAGUCCCUCUGCUCUCUCACCACUUGCACUUUUUUUUCUCUGUGUUUCUUGCUUGGGGAGCUGUUCUGACACUCCAGCUCUGGAUACACAAAGGGGAUGGUGCUUUAUCUUCCCUCCUUAUUCCUCAGCAAUACUUUUUGUUUUCUUUUUUGAUAAGGGUACCCUGAAGGUAAAUAGGUAAAUAGGUUGUCAGCAAUGACCUGACCAGUGGAUUAUUGUCAUUAAUAAGAGGGAAGAACCAAACCUGG